UAUGAGAUUGAUGAAGACAGAAGUCACUACCACAGACUUCCUAGAAGAGGGAGAAACAGUUGAGAUGAGAUCCUCACGGGAUGAAGAUUCUAUGAGAUUGAUGAAGACAGAAGACACUACCACAGACUUCCUAAAAGAGGGAGAAACAGGUAUAUCUUUAAUGCUACUUGAAACAAACUAGAAAUGCAGAGAGGAGUUGUAAGACUCUACCUGAGUCUUAACUACUGGGAGACUUCUGUAAAUGGGACAUGAGACUGGAAAGAUUGAUGCAAAAGCAAGAAGCUUAUUAUUGUUCCAGUACACUGGAGUCAGCCUACAUUGGGGGAAGAGGGAACUGAGCUUUCCAUUAGUACAGUUUUUAUACAGUUUAUAAAGGACAAUUUCAGGUAUGGUGAUUGGGCAUACAAGCAUUGGUGGGCUCAACUGACCUUUAGGUUGCUGUGGACUCUGGCAGAGUCCUGGUCUUUGAUCUACAAUCCUGGUGCUUCUGUUAGAUAAGGUUGGGACAGCUCUUCUGGGAGAAAAGGGCUGCUUGGUGUCUGGUAAACACUUCAGGAGCUCUAGUCAGAUAAUAUUGGCACAUUACUUCCUCCAUGGGAGGGGCUGUUUGGCACUCUGAGGCUGGUGGAAAAUUACUAACCCUUUCCUUUCAGAGUGUUACCAUGGUCUCACAAAAGAGCAGAACCUCCUGCCAGUUAACCUGGCUAGGCCUGUCCCUGUAUAAGUGAAGAUGCUUGGAGGCUUGUGUUAAAUAGGUACUCUGUUGCUUACAUUGUGAGAGAGUGCUAUUGUGAUGGCUAAAAGUAUGUAUUAAGUUUUAACAACUUUGUCUCAAAGUAAAAAACAAAACAAAACAAAAACAAAAACAAAAAAUUCCCAGAAAGCCUAUAAAGCCCCUUGCUCGAGGAUGGAUAACUUCCUGAAAUGCUUCAAACUGCAUGCAAGAGAAGAAGAGAAUUGUUUUCAGUUCCUUGAAGAGAGCAUGUGAAUGGCAUUUAGAGUUUCUCAGCAGAAAACAGCUGCUCUGUGAUCAGAUCCUCCAAAUAAAGUGUGAAAUGCUCCAUGGAAAUUGUCUCAGAAUCUUCUCCCCUGAAUCUCCUGCUAAGCUUUACUGCUGUUAUGCAGUGAUCCUAGUCCUCACUGUAGCUGUAGUUGCUCUUUCUGUUGCUUUGUCAGUAAAAAAGACACCACAGAUCUCAAACAUAAAUGCCUACGCUGCUUGCCCAAGAAACUGGAUUGGAGUUGGAAAUAAAUGCUUUUAUUUUUCUGAAUAUGCAAGUAACUGGACAUUCAGCCAGGACUUCUGCAAGGCACAAGAGUCCCAACUAGCUCGAUUUGACAACCAGGAGGAGCUGAAUUUUGUGAAGAGAUACAAGGGGUCAUCUAACUACUGGAUUGGCUUGCACAGAGAGUCCUCAGAGCACCCUUGGAAGUGGACAGAUAACACUGAGUAUAACAACUUGGUUUCCAUCCGAGGAGAUGAACUACUUGGUUUCCUGAGUGACAGUGGGAUCAGCAGUAGCAGGAACUACAUAAAAAGGAAUUGGAUUUGUAGCAAGCCCAACAACUACACCUCACAGUGCAAGUAGUUUUGUAUCCUGGGUAGAGAGUAUAUCAUAGCAAUCAUGAGGAACAUAACAUCUUCUCUACAGUAGCUGCCUCAUUAACAAUCUGCUAAAAUAAUAAGUUCAUAAUGUGUGGUGACAUCAAAGAUGACAACUGUGGACAAGUUUGCUUUGGAGGUCAUAUCUUAAACAUAAACUAAAUCACAGCAGUAUUAGUAACCUCUACCUUUUUCUCUUUCUCUUUUAAAAAUUAUUUCAUUUAUUUAUAUUCCAAAUUCUGUCCCCUCCUGGCCCCCCUUCCAGAAUUCUUCACUUCAUACCCCUCCCAUUUACUUCUGAGGAGAUGUUCUCCCCCUAUUGUCCUAUGCCCACCCUACCCCACCCUGGGCAUUCCCUUUCUCUGGCUCAUUAGUUCUCUACUGGAUUAGGUGCAUCCUCUCCCACUGAGGACAGAUAAGGCAGUCCUCUGCUACAUAUGUCCUGGAGGCCAUGGACCAGCCAGGUACCUCUUUGGUUGGUAGCUUAGUCUCUGGGAGCUCCUAGGAUUCCAGGUUAGUUGGCACUGCUAUUCUUCCUAUGGAGUUGCCAUCUCUUCAGCUCUCUCAAUCCUUCCCCUAACUCUUCUAUAGGUGUCCCCAACCUCAGCCCAGUGAUUGCCUGUGAAUAUCUGCAUCUGUCUUAGUCAGCUGUUGGUAGAGCCUCAGAAGAUGCAUUGGUCUGGCUGUUACGAAGUCAAACAGUCCUCUGAGAGGGGAGUGAGGCUUAUUAUAGGAAAGACGAAAAAACAGAUGCAAUAAUGGGAGGGCUGCAGGUCAAUACCACUCCAGCCCUGAGUGUAUUUCUCACAGCCUUCUUUUUUUUUUUUUUUUUUGUUUUUGUUUUUGUUUUUGUUUUAGUUUUUGUUUUUGUUUUUUUUAUUUAUUUUUUAUUAACUUGAGUAUUUCUUAUAUACAUUUCGAGUGUUAUUCCCUUUCCCGGUUUCUGGGCAAACAUCCCCCUCCCCCCUCCCCUUCCUUAUGGAUGUUCCCCUCCCAACCCUCCCCCCAUUGCCGCCCUCCCCCCAUAGACUAGUUCACUGGGGGUUCAGUCUUAGCAGGACCCAGGGCUUCCCCUUCCACUGGUGCUCUUACUAGGAUAUUCAUUGCUACCUAUGGGGUCAGAGUCCAGGGUCAGUCCAUGUAUAGUCUUUAGGUAGUGGCUUAGUCCCUGGAAGCUCUGGUUGCUUGGCAUUGUUGUACCUUUGGGGUCUCGAGCCCCUUCAAGCUCUUCCAGUUCUUUCUCUGAUUCCUUCAAUAGGGGACCUAUUCUCAGUUCAGUGGUUUGCUGCUGGCAUUCGCCUCUAUAUUUUCUGUAUUCUGGCUGUGUCUCUCAGGAGCGAUCUACAUCCGGCUCCUGUCGGUCUGCACUUCUUUGCUUCAUCCAUCUUGUCUAAUUGGGUGGCUGUAUAUGUAUGGGCCACAUGUGGGGCAGGCUCUGAAUGGGUGUUCCUUCAGUCUCUGUUUUAAUCUUUGCCUCUCCCUUCCCUGCCAAGGGUAUUCUUUUUCCUCAUUUAAAGAAGGAGUGAAGCAUUCACAUUUUGAUCAUCUGUCUUGAGUUUCGUUUGUUCUAGGGAUCUAGGGUAAUUCGAGCAUUUGGGCUAAUAGCCACUUAUCAAUGAGUGCAUACCAUGUAUGUCUUUCUGUGAUUGGGUUAGCUCACUCAGGAUGAUAUUUUCCAGUUCCAACCAUUUGCCUACGAAUUUCAUAAACUCGUUGUUUUUGAUAGCUGAGUAAUAUCCAUUGUGUAGAUGUACCACAUUUUCUGUAUCCAUUCCUCUGUUGAAGGGCAUCUGGGUUCUUUCCAUUUUCUGGCUAUUAUAAAUAAGGCUGCGAUGAACAUAGUGGAGCACGUGUCUCUUUUAUAUGUUGAGGCAUCUUUUGGGUAUAUGCCCAAGAGAGGUAUAGCUGGAUCCUCAGGCAGUUCAAUGUCCAAUUUUCUGAGGAACCUCCAGACUGAUUUCCAGAAUGGUUUUACCAGUCUGCAAUCCCACCAACAAUGGAGGAGUGUUCCUCUUUCUCCACAUCCUCGCCAGCAUCUGCUGUCACCUGAGUUUUUGAUCUUAGCCAAUCGCACUGGUGUGAGGUGAAAUCUCAGGGUUGUUUUGAUUUGCAUUUCCCUUAUGACUAAAGAUGUUGAACAUUUCUUUAGGUGUUUCUCAGCCAUUCGGCAUUCCUCAGCUUCCUCACAGCCUUCUUAUAGUUGAAUAUUGUAUCUUUGAGUUUAUAUUCAGAAAACAACUAAAGGGAAAUUAAAAUUUUGAGCUUGUGAUUGAAUUGUAAACUGUCAAUGUUUUAUUAACUUAUCAGAAUUUCAUUGAUGAAUGUUAAAAUUGGGAACUUUGAACUAAUAAAAAGUGUGGGGGCAGAAUAUAAAACACCUUACUUACUCUCAUUUAAAAUAGAAUAUAAAACACCAUUUCUUACUCUCAUUUAAAAAAUCAUUUUUUACAUCUCUAUAACUUGCAAUUAUAUACCUCAAAAUAUUUUUGUAGCACCUCCAACAUUUAUUACUUGAAUUUACCAGCUUCCGUAGGGAAGAUGUUGGAACUUGAAUUUAUGUAACUCUAUUUUGACAUCAGUAAAAGCUGUGACGAUUCCUCUUAAAAGAAUAGGUGAUAGACUUUAGUGAAAAGGAUCAUAAAGCCACGUUCUGCUAUACCCAAUAUGGGGCUUAAUUAAGAGUCUCAUGCUCUAGCAACUGAGUUAGCUGAGCUCUUUUAUCAUCUGGUGGCAAAACGCAAACAUGUUUUCUUCCCUGUAUUAAUACCAGAUCAGUACCAUGUCAUAUGCCAAUAAGUGGAUCCUUUCCUUUCACCUGAGUAUAAGUAGCCUACUUGAAGGAUGCAAUAAACACUUAGCAACAAAGAAUCUGUUGGCAUCUAUUAAAAAUUCAAAAUAAAAGUGAAGGAGUAUACAACUUCCCUUUUUUAUUUUAAGCAACUGAUUUCAUGGAUUUGUUCCACAAUUUUCUGUCCUUGAGGAAAUGUGAACUUAUGCGUUUUAUAUAGAUUAUGACUCAUAUUUCAUAGAUUUAAAUUAUAUUUAAUUUAUAUUUUGAACACAUUUUAUAUUUAAUGUAUAUACUUUUCAUUUAAGUAUAUCAUCAUUUAAUGUAUAUUUUAUUUACUGUAUAUAAUGUAUACACUAAUGCAUAGGAUUCAUUCUUAGUGUAUAUAAUUGAUACUAAAUGUAUAAUUUCUAUUCACCUUGUAUACUUUAUAUUUAACAUAUAGUUUAGUUUUAAUAUGUACAACUUAUAUGCAUGCAUGUAUAUAUGUGAAUAUGUAUGUAGUCAUUAAGAUGGGUUAUCUUCUGAGGUUAUUUGAAUAAAGUAUACAUUUUACAAACAUG
Rattus norvegicus (Norway rat) is the source of this 4954-nucleotide messenger RNA. It is a transcript of the gene Clec2gl1, whose product is annotated as C-type lectin domain family 2, member G like 1. The record is from RefSeq and is a predicted model, not a curated record. Lineage: Eukaryota; Metazoa; Chordata; Mammalia; Rodentia; Muridae. Gene Ontology annotation, cellular component: plasma membrane. Gene Ontology annotation, molecular function: carbohydrate binding.